AUGCAAUGCACUCGCCAACGGUUGAACGGGUCAAGCCGAUCCUACCCUAUCUUCAAUAAGCUAAGUACAAACUCUACCAAGAACCAAAAAAAUUUCCACAAUUUCAUAAUUGAAUUCGUGGCCACUACUGAUGAACACUUCGACUCGGCCUUGUCCUCCAUCGCUGCUUUAUUUAACUCAAGUUCUACCACCAAAUCAGACCCGUCGCUGUGCGUAAUUUGGUCGAGUAGCAAGCCAGAACUCGGAGUCAUGGCAAGGAGAGUUCUGAGGGCCCAAGCCAAAGUCCCAAGUUAG
This is a messenger RNA of Prunus armeniaca (apricot), 294 nucleotides long. The record is from the annotation of a GenBank genome assembly. NCBI's taxonomy places the organism in Eukaryota, Viridiplantae, Streptophyta, Magnoliopsida, Rosales, Rosaceae.